Molecule: messenger RNA, 4074 nt
Organism: Cryptococcus wingfieldii CBS 7118
Lineage: Eukaryota; Fungi; Basidiomycota; Tremellomycetes; Tremellales; Cryptococcaceae
Product: ATP-binding cassette transporter YOR1
Exons: 7
Coding region: 1-4074 (1357 amino acids)
Biological process (GO): transmembrane transport
Cellular component (GO): membrane
Molecular function (GO): ABC-type transporter activity; ATP binding; ATP hydrolysis activity
Source: RefSeq, a predicted model, not a curated record
AUGGACUCGUCACAACACACCUCCGUCAUGGGCGACUCGUACAGCGAAAAGGAGGCCACCUCAGAGCCCACAGCCCAGUAUACCCACCCACUAUGGCGCCACUCGCUGCCAUUCGUCAAGCCCAAACACCCCCCGCCGCCCCCUCCAGCGACCCUGGACGAUGCGCCCGUCAUAACAGACAUCACGGCCAACUGGUUCGACUAUCUCUUUCUCAACUGGAUAAGUCCCCUGAUGGCUCUGGGCUCCGCUCGGCCCCUUGACGAUAGAGACCUGUGGAAGAUAGACGACGCGAGAAGCGCCAAGGCAUACUCUGCCAAACUCCUUGGAGCUUACAGACAGCGCACGCAGAAGGCGAACGAGAAGAAUGCUCGGAUGCUCGACUCGACGAUACCACUUCCAUUCACUCGCCGUAUACUCUAUUCUAUAUCACCAAAUGGACAACGGAAGGAGAAGGAGUACCGAGAAAAACAUGCCAACAAGGGGGCCUCGCUCUUCAUGUCCUUGGGCGACACUUUUGGGGUGUACUUUGCCAUUGCUGGGUCAUUAAAGCUGUUUGCCGAUGUCUGUGCAGCUGUAUCACCGCUGCUCGUUCGGCGGCUGAUCACUUUGGCUGGCGAGUACCAGGCUAGCAAACAAGCAGGACUGGGCGAGCCAUCAAAAGGAGACGGUGUUGGCGCGGCUAUCGGACUCUUGGUCUUGCUUCUUGCUUCUUCCUUCGCCUUGCACCACUACAUGUAUAUGAGCAUGUCUGUCGGUGUAUGGUCAAGAACCGCGAUCGUCACCUCCAUCUACCAGCAAGCACUGCAGUUUACGCAAAAGUCGCGAGGCCUGAUACCAAACGGAAAACUGGUCAAUCAUAUAUCGACAGAUACCAGUCGUAUCGACUUUGCUGCUGGAUUGUUCCACACGCUGUGGACGGCGCCUAUUCAGAUGGUCAUCAUCAUCAUCAUUCUGAUCAUUCAGAUCGGUUACUCUGCGCUUCCGGGUAUAGGCCUGCUAUUGAUCACGACUCCGUUCCAGGCAUAUCUGAUGAAAUUUCUGUUCACUUAUCGAGGCAAAGCUGCGGAAUGGACCGACAAGAGGGCAAAAAUACUGCAAGAAGCACUCGGCAGUAUGCGUAUCGUCAAGUACAUGGCCUGGGAAGCUCCCUUCCUCGACCGAAUCCACGGCUUCAGAAAGAUGGAGCUCAAAUACAUCCGACAACUCCUCACCCUCCGUGCCGGCAUCAUGGCAUUCGCCACCUCCCUCCCCGUCCUCGCCUCCAUCCUCUCCUUCGUCACCUACUCUCUCACCUCCCACUCCCUCGAAGCAGCCAAGAUCUUCACCGUUAUCACCCUCUUUCAACUCCUCCGUCUACCGCUCGCCAUCUGGCCUAUGGCGCUCAGUUCUGCGGCUGAUGCGCUGAAUGCGCUGUCGAGGUUGGAAGGGGUUUUUGGUGCGGAGUUGAUCACGGAGACGAGGCGUUUGGAUCCAAAGAUGGAGGAGGCGAUCAAGUUGGAGCAUGCGACUUUUACGUGGGAUGCGGCCCCUGAAGAGGAUGGAGGGAAGAAGAAGGGGUCUGGGAAGAAACAGGGAAAGGAGGCAAAGGUGGUUGAAAACGAGGAAAAGCCGCAGAAAGCCAUCUUCCAGCUUGCCGAUAUCACACUUGAUAUCCCCAAGGGGUCUGUGACGGCUAUUGUCGGGCCUAUUGGGUCGGGAAAGUCGAGUUUGUUGCAGGGUCUGAUGGGAGAAAUGAGGCGGACUACUGGUUCGGUGACGUUCUCUGGCUCUACCGCGCUCUGUGCACAGUCACCUUGGAUUCAGAACGCCACUGUUCGCGAAAAUAUUCUUUUCGGACAACCCUUUGACGAAGAGCGGUAUUGGGACACGAUCCAUGACGCCUCUCUGGAAGCUGAUCUCGAGCUCCUGGACGAUGGCGACAGCACCCAGAUCGGCGAGAAAGGUAUCAACCUCUCUGGUGGUCAGAAGCAACGUAUCAACAUUGCGCGCGCCAUCUAUUUUGAUGCCGAUAUAAUUGCCCUGGACGAUCCUCUCUCUGCGCUCGAUGCUGGUGUAGGCAAAGCAGUCUUCUUUGACGCCAUCCUCGGAGCGCUGGAGGGCAAGACGCGUAUCCUCGUCACGCACGCCCUCCAUUUCUUGCCCCAUGUCGGCAACAUUAUCACGAUGGAAGAUGGCAAGAUUGGAGAAGUUGGGACGUACCAAGAGCUCAAAGGUCGCCCGGAUGGAGCGUUUGCGAGGUUGAUCCGUGACUUUGGCGGGGAAGAUCAGGCGGAAGAGGAGAUGGAGGAAGAGGAGGAAGCCGUUGAGGCUGCGGGUGUCAAGCGCGUCUAUAACCGAAAGGACAUGGUCGCCAAAGGCAAGUCGCAUACCCUCAUGACGGUAGAAGAGAGGAACACCGGCAACCUCACCAAGGGCACCUUCUGGGGUUAUUUCAAAGCCGGCCAUGGCCUCAUCACUCUGCCCAUCGUGCUCUUUGCUGUCGUCCUUGCCCAAGCAAUUACCGUCAUCACCUCCUUCUGGCUGGUUUGGUGGGAAGAGCUCAAGUGGCCCGAGUCGAACGGGUUCUACAUGGGAAUCUAUGCUGGUCUCGGAUUCGGCACUGCGUUCUCAAUGUUCUUCCAAAUGUUUAGCAUUGCCAUGCUCAACUACUUUGCGUCUGUGCGGAUCCAUGCGAGCGCCAUUCGCAGAGUCAUGUACGCCCCGCAGUCCUUCUUCGACACUACUCCUCUGGGUCGUAUUCUAAAUCGCUUUGGAAAGGACAUGGAUACCGUCGACAAUACACUCCCCGAUGCUUUGCGAAUGGGUGUCGGAACAGGAGCGCAGAUUGUUGGUGCCUUUAUCCUUCUUGCCAUCAUCGAACCUUGGUUCUUGAUCGCUGUCGCUGUGGUGACCCUCCUCUACAUCCACUGCACCAUGUUUUACCGCCGCAGCUCCCGAGAGUUCAAGCGUAUCGACUCCAUCCUCCGAUCAUCCCUCUAUGCGCACUUUUCCGAAUCUCUCUCUGGCGUUGCUACCAUCCGCUCAUACGGCGAGACGGAGAGGUUUUGCCGGGACAACAUAUACGCCAUGGACACUGAAAACCGAGCAUACUUUUUGACUGUCGUCAACCAACGAUGGCUCGGUCUGCGCCUCGACCUCAUCGGCUCCUUCUUGGUAUUCGCGGUAGCGCUCAUCGUCGCCUGCUCCGACAUCUCCGCGUCUAACAGCGGUCUGGGACUGUCAACCAUCGUCACUGCCCAGUCUUCCUUCGCUUGGCUUGUCCGAAACAUUGCCGAAGUCGAGAACGACAUGGUCGGGGCGGAGCGUAUCUUGCACUAUGCCAACACUCUCGAGCAAGAACAGCCCCAUCAAAUCGAAGAAACCAGACCUCCAACCAGCUGGCCUUCGGAGGGCCGAAUCGAGUUCAAGGACGUGCGUAUGCGAUACCGUCCCGAGCUGCCUGAUGUCCUCAAAGGCUUGACGCUGAGCGUGGGCGCGUCGGAGAAGAUCGGUGUUGUCGGUAGGACAGGUGCGGGGAAGAGUUCGAUUAUGGUGGCGUUGUUCAGGAUGUCGGAGCUUUCGCAAGGGUCAAUCACUAUUGAUGGUGUCAAUCUGAGCAAGAUUGGACUCAACGACCUCCGUUCUGGCAUCUCUAUCAUCCCUCAGGAUCCUCUCUUGUUCAGCGGAACACUCCGCUCUAAUAUCGAUCCAUUUGAUACCAAGACAGACGCCGAGCUAUAUGACACUCUCCGCCGAGCGCAUCUGAUCACCCCUACCGACGGCAUCGCUCCAGACUCUAUUCGCUUCAGACUCGAUACGGCGAUCGAAGAAGAAGGCACUAAUCUGUCGGUGGGAGAGAGGUCGCUUGUCUCUUUGGCGCGAGCUCUGGUACGAGAUACGAAAGUGUUGGUGCUGGAUGAGGCUACCGCGAGUGUGGAUCUGGAGACGGAUGCCAAUAUUCAGGAGACUAUUAGGAGCGAGUUCAAGGAUAGGACGCUGCUCUGCAUUGCGCACAGGCUCAAGACUAUCUUGUCUUACGAUAGGAUCUUGGUGAUGAGUGAUGGGCAGGUUGCUGUGAGUUUUCGUGUGAUAUGA